AUGAACGAGGGACGACUAUUGAGUAAGAUUCUGAACAAGUGUUCGAAGCGUCAUUUGCUUGAUCAGGGAAAGCAAGCACAUGGUGUUGCGGAGAAACUAGGGUUUGGGCGUGAUUUGGUUUUGAACAAUGAUCUUAUAAAUAUGUACGCAAAAUGUGGUACCGCGGAUUUAGCUUGUUUAGUGUUUGGUCGAAUGCCUCAGAGAAAUGUAGUUUCUUGGACGGCUCUUAUGUGUGGGCAUCUGCAAAAUGGUGAUGUCAAAGCCUCUUUAGUUUUGUUUUCUAAAAUGGGUCGUUCAGAUAUUAGGCCAAAUGAGUUCACACUUUCCACGAGUCUAAAAGCAUCUGGGAUUUUGGGAAUCGCUCAGAAUGGAAUGCAGAUACAUUGUGUUUGUGCAAAAUCUAAUUUUGAUUGGGUACCUGUUGUGGGCAAUUCUAUGAUGGACAUGUACUUCAAGUGUGGUAUGGUUCGUGAGGCAGCGCAAGUAUUCAACACUUUGCCGGUGAGAAAUGUUAUAAGUUGGAAUGUAAUGAUUGCUGGGUACUGCAACAAUGGAAAUGGUGAAGAGGCUUUGAAUUUAUUUCGGGAAAUGCGAGCGGUGGGGGAAGUUCCUGAUGGAUAUACAUAUUCUAGUUCGUUGAAGGCGUGCAAUUGUGCUGGUGCAGUGGGAGAAGGAAUGCAAACCCAUGCUGUGUUAAUUAGACAUGGAUUUCCUUACUUGGCUGAAUCAGCUGUUGCAGGUGCUCUGGUUGACCUAUAUGUCAAAUGCAGGCGCAUGAUUGAGGCUAGGAGGGUGUUCGAUCGAAUUGAGAAGAGUGUGAUGUCUUGGAGCACUCUAAUUCUUGGUUAUGCACAUGAAGAUAAUUUGACAGAAGCCAUGGAAUUGUUUAGGGAGUUGCGAGAGAGCAGACAUAGAAUGGAUAGGUUUGUACUCUCAAGUCUCAUAGGGGUAUUUGCUGAUUUUGCUCUUGCAGAGCAGGGGAAGCAAAUGCAUGCUUAUACCAUCAAAGUGCCGUAUGGUUUAUUGGAAAUGUCUGUUGCUAAUUCAGUUUUGGACAUGUACAUGAAAUGCGGACUAACAAAUGAGGCAGAUGCACUUUUCAAAGAGAUGCUAGCAAGAAAUGUGGUUUCAUGGACCGUUAUGAUCACUGGUUAUGGGAAGCACGGUAUUGGGAAUAAGGCAAUUGAACUCUUUAACCAAAUGCAAUUGAACGGAAUUGAACCUGAUAGUGUAACUUACUUGGCUGUGCUCUCAGCUUGCAGCCAUUCUGGACUCAUCGAGGAAGGUAAAAGAUACUUCUCUAGUUUAUGUAGCAGUCAGCAAAUCCAACCGCAAGUAGAGCAUUAUGCUUGCAUGGUUGAUCUCCUUGGACGAGGUGGACUUUUAAAGGACGCAAAGGAUCUCAUUGAGAAAAUGCCCCUAAAGCCGAAUGUGGGCAUAUGGCAAACAUUACUUAGUGUUUGUAGAAUGCAUGUAGAUGUGGAAAUGGGGAAACAAGUGGGAGAAAUACUUUUGAGAUUGGAUGGUAAUAAUCCAGCCAACUAUGUGAUGAUGUCAAACAUGUAUGCUGAUGGAGGGUAUUGGAAAGAGAGUGAGAAACUAAGAGAAACUGCGAAGAGAAAGGGAUUGAAGAAAGAAGCAGGACGCAGCUGGGUAGAGAUAGACAAGGAAAUCCACAUUUUCUACAAUGGAGAUGGAAUGCAUCCUCUCAUAGGGGAAAUUCAUAAAGUGUUAAAAGAAGUGGAGAAGAGGGUGAAGGAUGAAAUGGGGUAUGUUCAUAGUGUAAAUUUUGCAUUGCAUGAUGUUGAAGAGGAGUCAAAGGUGGAAAGUUUGAGGGUUCAUAGCGAGAAAUUGGCUAUUGGAUUGGUUUUGGUUAGACGUGGACUAAAAGGAGAAAGUGUGAUUAGGAUUUUCAAGAACUUGAGGGUUUGUGGGGAUUGUCAUGCAUUCAUCAAGGGUUUGUCAAAGGUUUUGAAGAUUGUUUUUGUGGUGAGAGAUACAAAUAGGUUUCACAGAUUUGAGAACGGCUUUUGUUCGUGUGGAGAUUACUGGUGA
This is a messenger RNA of Sphenostylis stenocarpa, 2055 nucleotides long. The record is from the annotation of a GenBank genome assembly. NCBI's taxonomy places the organism in Eukaryota, Viridiplantae, Streptophyta, Magnoliopsida, Fabales, Fabaceae.